AUGUUUAUUCUCACAACUAUUUCCGACCUAGUCCAAAUUUCCCCUGAAGAUUUUUCAAAGCUGAGCGCCGUUGCGAUUGAGGAUAAUAUCAACGAAAAGUAUGCAAACAAGGUCGUCCAAAACGUCGGCCUAUGCAUUGGAUUUUACGACUUGCUCGAGGCAUCUGAUGGCUUAAUUGGUCAUGGCACUGGCCUGGUCAAUGUUAAUGUUAAAUUUCGAUUAAUUGUCUUUCGUCCCUUCAAGGGCGAGAUUAUCCUGGGCAAGAUCACCAGCGGUACUGAGAAUGGCAUCAGAAUCAGCGUUGAAUUUUUCAAUGACAUUUUCAUCCCUCCCAGUCUCUUGCUAGACGGUGCUAGAUUCGACUUCACCGAUCAAGUUUGGAUCUGGGAUAACGGAGAAGGCGCUGUUUUUUACUUUGACAUAGGUGAGACGGUGCGUUUUCGAGUCGAGGCGGAGGAGUGGCAUGAUCUGGUCCCUGACGGCCCUGAUGCUCAGCAAGGGGAGUCUGUGGUGGAGAAGAAACCACCUUAUUCAAUUAUUGGAUCCAUGCAAAUUGCGGGUCUUGGGCUUGUUUCUUGGUGGUCCUAA
Molecule: messenger RNA, 588 nt
Organism: Paracoccidioides brasiliensis Pb18
Product: DNA-directed RNA polymerase
Exons: 7
Coding region: 1-588 (195 amino acids)
Biological process (GO): DNA-templated transcription; transcription initiation at RNA polymerase III promoter
Cellular component (GO): RNA polymerase III complex
Source: RefSeq, a predicted model, not a curated record